AUGUCGGGAAAUGUAGUUUAUUGAAUGCCCUGUAGCGCUCUCUGGUCUCACUGCAUUCUGGGUAAUGUAGUCCUGGACCGAUCUUCAGUUGGGCGUGGGUGAAGGAAUUCCGCUUCAAGGGCUGGCCAUCAGAUCCAUCAGAUUGGUUAGAUGGACUGUUUAUCAAAUUACAUCAGUACAAUCGUUCUAGUGAUUGGUGAGAGUGGAGGCGGGUUAAGCAGUAUCAGCAGCCCAUUCGGAGCUGGUGAUGUCCAUUUCGCGUCGUGCGGGGGAGUGGCGCGGAUUUUCGAGGAAACGAUCGCUGAUUGGCUGGGACGGCUUGACCUGCCAGAGGGUCGGCCCCCAUCGUGCGGCGAUUGGCUCACCCGUUGGCGGGUGGGUGCGUCAGAGGCGGUGUCUGGGGAGGUGGUGGCUCCAGAGAUGGCAGUGAGUGAGAGGAGGGGGCUCGCCCGUCGGAGCCCCGCGGAGUGGGGGCAGCGGCUACUGCUGCUCCUGCUCUUGGGCGGCUGCUCUGGGCGCAUCCACCGGCUGGCGCUGACGGGGGAGAAGCGAGCAGACAUCCCCCUGAACAGCUUCGGCUUCUACGCCAAUGGCUCCCUGGAGGUGGACCUGAGCCUCCUGCGACUGGGCCUCCGGGACACAGAAGAGAAGGCCCCGCUGGUGGGGUUCAGUCUGACUCGGGCUCGAUCUGGCAGCAUUCCAUCCUACUCAACCCAGGACCCCCACGACUGUCCUCUCUGGAAAAAUAGUAGCAAUCUCCUGGUUCUCUUCCUCAUCAACACCAAGGAUCUGCGGGUCCAGGUGCGGAAGUAUGGGGAACAGAAGAAGCUGUUCAUCUCUCCUGGGCUCCUCCCUGAAGUGCCCUCUGCACCAGGGCCCCCGAAGCCAGAGCUCACAGUCACCCCUAAAGUGAACAGUGGGACCACCACUGCGCUUGACAAGGCCAAGUCAAAACCCACAGUGUUUCAGGGGGAACAGCAGGGCCUCGGUGGGAAGGACAAGGAACUGGUCCUGGGUCUCGGGCAUCUCAACAAUUCCUACAACUUCAGUUUCCACGUGGUGAUCGGCUCUCGGGCCGAGGAAGGCCAAUACAGCCUCAACUUCCACAACUGCUACAACUCAAAGCCAGGCCAGGAGCAGCCGUUCGACAUCACGGUCAUGAUCCGGGAGAAGAACCCCGAGGGCUUCCUGUCAGCGGCGGAAAUCCCCCUCUUCAAGCUGUACAUGGUCAUGUCUGCCUGCUUCCUGGCUGCUGGCAUCUUCUGGGUGUCCGUCCUCUGCAAGAACAUGUACAACGUCUUCAAGAUCCACUGGCUCAUGGCAGUCCUGGCUUUCACCAAGAGCAUCUCCCUCCUUUUCCACAGUAUCAACUACUACUUCAUCAACAGCCAGGGCCACCCCAUCGAAGGCCUCGCUGUCAUGCACUACAUCACACACCUGCUGAAGGGCGCUCUCCUCUUCAUCACCAUCGCCUUGAUCGGCUCUGGCUGGGCCUUCAUCAAAUACAUCCUGUCAGACAAGGAGAAGAAGAUCUUCGGGAUCGUGAUUCCACUGCAGGUCCUGGCCAACGUGGCCUACAUCGUCCUCGAGUCCCGUGAGGAAGGUGCCAGUGACUACGUGUUCUGGAAAGAGAUCCUUUUCCUGGUGGAUCUCAUCUGCUGCGGCGCUAUUCUCUUCCCUGUGGUCUGGUCCAUCCGGCAUCUCCAGGACGCAUCUGGCACGGAUGGAAAGGUGGCAGUGAACCUGGCCAAGCUGAAGCUGUUUCAGCAUUACUACGUCAUGGUCAUCUGUUACGUCUACUUCACGCGCAUCAUCGCCAUCCUGCUGCGGGUGGCCAUGCCCUUCCAGUGGCAAUGGCUGUACCAGCUCUUGGUGGAGGGCUCCACCCUGGCCUUCUUUGUGCUCACUGGCUACAAGUUCCAGCCGGCAGGCAACAACCCUUACCUACAGCUGCCCCAGGAGGAUGAGGAGGACAUGCAGAUGGAGCAAAUAAUGACCGAUUCUGGGUUCCAGGAAGGCCUGUCCAAAGUCAACAAAACAGCCAGCGGGCGGGAGCUUUUGUGAUCAUCCCCAGUGUCUGGAACCUUCCUCCUUCCCCCACCCCCCGCCUCUGCCCUCCACACACAUUCCUCACUCUCCAGCUCCUCUCCCAAAGCACGUGUGGCGGGGGGAGGAGGGCGCCGGGCUGCAUGCAGCACCCAGCUCCCUGGGGCUUGAGGUCCAGGAGCCCAUUCAGAAGAGGGCCCCCUUCUUCCCCCCAAGCACUGGGCAGCCCUGUCCCUGCCCAGAGCCACCCACCUCUCGCAGCUGGGCAAUAUGAUCUAUUUUGCUACCCUGG
Molecule: messenger RNA, 2338 nt
Organism: Callorhinus ursinus (northern fur seal)
Lineage: Eukaryota; Metazoa; Chordata; Mammalia; Carnivora; Otariidae
Gene: GPR108
Product: G protein-coupled receptor 108
Biological process (GO): transport
Cellular component (GO): Golgi apparatus; membrane
Source: RefSeq, a predicted model, not a curated record